Prosopis cineraria is the source of this 1286-nucleotide messenger RNA. Its product is annotated as protein NRT1/ PTR FAMILY 2.13-like. The record is from RefSeq and is a predicted model, not a curated record. NCBI's taxonomy places the organism in Eukaryota, Viridiplantae, Streptophyta, Magnoliopsida, Fabales, Fabaceae. Gene Ontology annotation, cellular component: plasma membrane. The coding region runs from base 54 to 488 and encodes 144 amino acids. The transcript has 5 exons.
CACACACACAGAGCGCGAACGAGAACUAGCCAGGAAGAGAAUCAAGAGGGAAAAUGUUUUUGGCCGGAGCUGAAGAACGACGCGAAACCGAUAAGAAGCAGCGUGGUGGAUGGAAAGCCAUUGCUUAUAUUCUAGGGAAUAAGACGUUUGAGAGGCUGGCAGUGUUUGGGCUGCUUGCGAACUUUCUGGUGUAUCUGACAAGGGAUCUUCACAUGGAUCACGUUUCUGCUGCGAUUAUUGUGAGUUUAUGGUUUGGUUUCUCUAACUUUGGACCUCUCAUUGGUGCUUUCGUCUCUGAUGCUUAUGCUGGUCGAUUCGCCACCAUCGCUUUCGCUUCUUUCUUCUCUCUUGUGAUAUUUCGCACCGGUGACUCGCAUUCUCUCCGCCUCAGCUCGCGCGCAGGAAUGAAUGAGGAAAUGAAGGAAGGCUGCUUUGGCCCCAAGAUUAGCAAGGACAACAUAAUAUACUUUCGCUUCAUGCAAAGCUAAGGAGGUGGCAUGUGACUUGUGCAUCAAUUGGGCAAUUGAGGUCAACACUCCUUGAAAUCAAUGGCUGAUGGUUUGUACGUGAAUUAUGAUUAUUUUGAGGGAUUAAAUCAGCCUAAAUGAUGUGGAUGACACAUGAGAAGUUAGGCACACAUUGGAAUCAUCUACAAACCAAUAGGAAGUUGCUACCUUGCAAGUGUGACAAGGCUCCCAUUUACAUUUUAAUUUCUUUUUAUUUUUUUUUAAUUAAGCUUCAGCUGAUGGGAAACACCAAGGAGCAUGCCAUUUUAAGCCCUAAAUAAGAUCCAACACUGAUCUCAUUCAUCUUCCACAUUCUCUCUCUCUUGUUCAUAGUGUUCUUCAUUUUCUCUCUUUUGUUCUUCAUUUUUCAGCACCCUAACCUCUAUUUUCAGUCACCAAACCUCCAUAAAACUCAUACCAUUCUUCUCCUCUCUUUAUUUUCAUUCCAUCCCUUCCAUUUUCACAAAGAUUGAAGCUCAUUUCCAUCAUUCAAGAGCUAUGGAGUUUGGCCUUCACAAGCAAUCACUAAGGUUCUUGAAGAUGAAGAUUGGCUAAGUUUCUUUGUGAAAUCCUAGAGAGAUAAAGAUGGAGGAUGAGUCUUGAGCUUCAAAUUGGCUAAGUUCUUUUGUUUCCUAUCCUCUUCUCUUUUUACUAGAUGGUUAGAUUCCUUAAUCUAGGGUUUAAUCAUCUUAGCUUAUAAAUUCUAAUUUGAAUUUGAUGUUGAUGUAAAGAGAGAGGAUUGUUUCAUUCAAUUUCUUCUUUGGACAACCAUGACUGAAU